UGUUUGUUCUACAAUCCACAUCGUUCUUUCAAAUUGGUACGUGUCAAAAAUCUAUUGGCUCUUAUAGUGUUAAUACAAAGUAACGAAAUUAAAUGAAUCGGUGAUAGAACCAAAAAAAAAACACCUCCGAUCUCGGCGAGAGAAAGAGAAACGAUCUGUGAGAGAGAAUGGAUCAGAUCUUGAACAAGGUAGGCUCGUACUGGUUAGGUAAGAAGGCGAACAAGCAGCUCGAUUCCGUCGGUGACGAUAUCAACUCUUUGUCUUCGAGCAUCGAAGGAGGAACAAAAUGGUUGGUGAACAAAAUCAAAGGAAAAAUGCAGAAGCCAUUGCCCGAGUUACUAAAGGAGUUUGGUUUGCCUGUGGGGAUCUUUCCACGUGAUGCAACCAACUACGAGUUCAAUGAACAGACGAGGAAGUUAACUGUCUUUAUUCCAUCAAUCUGCGAAGUUGGUUACAAAGAUACAUCAGUCUUGAGAUUCACCACUACAGUUACCGGAUUUCUCGAGAAGGGAAAGCUAGCUGAUGUUGAAGGGAUGAAGACAAAAGUAAUGAUAUGGGUUAAAGUCACAAGUAUCUCUGCUGAUUCUUCAAAGGUACAUUUCACGGCAGGGAUGAAGAAAAGCAGAAGCCGAGAUGCUUAUGAGGUUUUAAGAGAUGGCGUUGAGAUUGAUAAAUUCUAGCUCUGUUUUGCUGCCUCAGUUCCCUCCGCGGAGUUAAGCUCCUCCCAAGCUUCGAUCCAGGUGACCAUUCCAGUUGCAAGUGUGAUGAAGUAAGGAUCAACCUUCCCAAGUUUCUCUCUCACGAGCUUGGCCAGCUCGAGGUAGCAUUGCUGCACCGAAGUGCACUCUUUAGGAAGAGUCACGGAUUGAAAGAACGGAAUCGCCUCUUCCUGCCAAAAUAUUCCGUUGUAUUCCUUUUUCAGGUUCACGAAUGGGUUGCUGGCUUUGCUGUGCCAUAUGUAAGGCAAACCCGUCUUCACUCCCCAUCCCAUGUGGUCACAUAUCACCUAUAUUAUUGGACAAAUGUAACGGUAUUACAGUAUAACCAAUGCACAAAAGCAAGAUAAGA
This is a messenger RNA of Arabidopsis thaliana (thale cress), 1068 nucleotides long. RefSeq lists its product as hypothetical. The transcript has 4 exons. Lineage: Eukaryota; Viridiplantae; Streptophyta; Magnoliopsida; Brassicales; Brassicaceae. The record is from RefSeq and is marked reviewed. The coding region runs from base 168 to 680 and encodes 170 amino acids.